ACUAUGGCAGUUACGGUAAAUCUCGCGAAUCUGAGAGCGUCGACGGCGAUCAGCUCAACGUGCCAUCGCGGAGCAACGAAUCCAAGGCCAGCCUCAGUGGCGUCGAGUGGGCGCUCGUCGCUGGUGUCCCAGAAACCGUCAUUAGGUGGCUCUGCAAGCCAACGUGCAACCUCGGUCAGAAGAAUUAGGAACUUGUUGGACUUGGAGUCCACGAGGAACAUACCUACCCCAACGCCUACCAGAACUCAGGAUCAAAGACUGCUAGAUAUUAAUCCUGCAGAUUCGUAUUCUAUGGAAAAAAUGAGGAAAUGUUGUUUCUGGCAAGACUAGCGGACGAUCCGGCCAAUGAAUGCAAAGCCAUGGGACGAUCCGGCCAAUGAAGAUCAGCAGACGAUCCGGCCAAUGAAGGCAAAAUCAGUGGACAAUCUGGCCAAUGAAGGCAAGACCAAGGGACGAUCCAGCCAAUGAGGGCAAGAUCAGGGAACGAUCCGGCCAAUGAAGGCAAGACCAGGGAAUGGUGUAGCCGAUGACGAUGGAUAAUAGAUUAUAGACUCAUCUAAUCGUUGCCAUUACGUCACUCUGUCUGUAUCAAAUAUUUCAAAUAUCCAUCGUUAUUCCCUAAUCACAAGUUGAAUAUGCGUCUAAAAUUUUAUAUAAUUAAUCUGAUUAUUUGCGGAGUUAUCGUUUGACAAAGUUGAUUUUAUUCAUCAUAACUAUUUCUGUAGUUAGUUCAUUUUUCUAUACAGCAUUUUUCACAUACCGCCAUAAGUAGAAAGCUAAAAGAUUAAGGUUCAGUGAUCUCGAAGGCCACAAAACUGGUCCUUGUUGGUCUAUCCGAUGAUUUAGGAAUUCCGCAUCUAAAAAUCUCUUAACAUCUCGAGCGAAAUGUGCAGGAGCACUAUCUUGCUGAAACCAAAAUCUUCGAUGAACAUCCAAUCAAAUGUUCCCAUGGUACUUUAAUAAAUGGUUCUGAAGAAAGUAUGUAAAUUGUACUGUUAAUUGUAAAUUUCUUUAAAAAAUGCGGUCCGAUAAUGUGACCAUUAAAUGUUCCAAUCCACACAUGGAGUCUCCUACGAUGUUUAUUCAGAAUUUGUCGGGACUAAUGACGAUUUACUGAUGAAUAAUAAUGACAACUGAGUCUAUUAAGACAUUCAGUGCUUAGAAAUAUUGCUACAUCGCUGAAAUAAACAUUCCAAAAAAAUUCGGGUUCUGUUCCUGUGUCGAGUGCCCAUUUACAAAAUUUUACUUAUACGUGGUUAUCUUCGCUUAACUUUUGCACAAAAUUAACGUCAUUUAAUGACAGUAUUGAACAGAUUAUUACAUUCAAUUAAUUGUAGAUCGAGGAAUUCUUAAUUUUCGUUCGAUUUGACAAGUGCUAACAAGUGGAUUCAAAUAACCAUGUUUAACUCGGGAAUAGUCACUUGAAGUCAUUUCAUACCCCAGUGGUCAGAAAAUGGAGCUUAUGUCGCAGUGGAUUUUUUUACUGAUCAGGAACCAAUAUGUACUAUUCACU
Molecule: messenger RNA, 1513 nt
Organism: Dinoponera quadriceps
Lineage: Eukaryota; Metazoa; Arthropoda; Insecta; Hymenoptera; Formicidae
Exons: 4
Coding region: 4-330 (108 amino acids)
Source: RefSeq, a predicted model, not a curated record